AUUUUCCUUCUUCCGAAAAUAUUGAAAAAGUUUGACAUUGUAGUCCAUAUUGGAAAGCAUGACUUCGACAUGAUGUUAUUAUAUGUCCGAGACGAAAUCAGUUACAAGUGAGACGCGAAAGUGUGUACAGGACAUAUAAACACGCUCUUGUGUGCGAUAACGAACGUUUCAAAAAUUCUUAUUAGUGCGACCUUACAUUUUUAAUAUAUAUUAUCAACUCUCAACUAUUCAAUAUUACGUCAGUUUUGUGAGGAAGAGAUAUUUUUAUUGAAUAAAGGAAUGGCUAAUUUUAAAAUUUCCGCACCAGGAAGAAUCGUCUUAUCCGGAGAGCACUCGGCGACGUAUAACAAAACUUUGAUUGUGGCCGGCUUAAGUCUUCGCACCAGACUCGAAUUCCAGGAACUGCCUGAAUCUGAAAGAAUUAUUUCGAUCAAUUUCUCUCGGAUUGACUUAGAAAAGGACAUACCUCUAGAAAUUGUUGAAAGCUACUUCUUUAACACAGAUCUCUCAGAAAUUCGAUCGAAUCCAAUCCAUUUUCUUCGAUACGUGACAUACUUUAUCACUAUGCACGGUUUGUGGAAGACAUUUGAGCAGAGAUUUAGCUUACAUAUAUUCUUUUACCUAUUUUAUUCUUUGACUUAUAAUCUCAAAAGAAGAUCGCCUUUUCGGGUGUUGGUGACCACUGAAAUACCUUUCGGGUCUGGCCUUGGCAGUUCGACAUCGUUCGCUGCGUGUCUGGCAGGAUGUUUUCUUCAUUGGAAGUGUCUACAGAGUGGUGAUCACAUUAGAUUUAACUAUGAAGAUUUGGAGACGAUUAAACGUUAUACUGAGUCUUGUGAAGAUUUUAUGCAAGAAUAUGUAUUUCCCGCGAUCGAUGCCGAAACUUGCAUUUACGGUCAAGUACGAAAUUAUCAACGUGCGUAUUAUAAAUCUUUUUUUACAAAUGUCAUAAAUUUAAAAACGGUAUUAAAGGUGCUAGUGAUCGCAACAAAUAUUCGUCAAGAUAAAAAGAACCGAGCGCUACAAAUAGCAGUGCUGAAUUCUGUACAUCCGGAUUUUGAAACUUUCAUAAAUUUAUUAGAUGAAGUUGCAACAACAAUAUAUAAUAGACUUAGAUAUAUUGACAAUAUUCGUAACAUCGGAGAUCCUAUUGUCCAUCAGAAUGCUUACAGGACUUACAGUCACACAUUAUAAGAAAUCAACAAUUGUUGAGGGAAUAUAAUUUGUCGCAACCGGACUUUGAUACAAUUUCGGAGAUUGCAAGUCAGUUUGAAUACGGAGCAAAGCUUACAGGUUUUGAAGGCGGAUUUGCAUACAUUAUGUUACGACCAAAUCUCACAGACAUAGAAAUCCAACAUUUACAAGAACAGUUCUCGAAUAGAAGUUUCACUACCAAGAUCGCCACCAUCGAUUGUAAU
Messenger RNA from Nylanderia fulva, 1418 nucleotides. Its product is annotated as mevalonate kinase-like. Gene Ontology annotation, cellular component: cytosol; cytoplasm. Gene Ontology annotation, molecular function: ATP binding; mevalonate kinase activity. The record is from RefSeq and is a predicted model, not a curated record. Lineage: Eukaryota; Metazoa; Arthropoda; Insecta; Hymenoptera; Formicidae. Gene Ontology annotation, biological process: isopentenyl diphosphate biosynthetic process, mevalonate pathway; cholesterol biosynthetic process; isoprenoid biosynthetic process.